This is a messenger RNA of Dermacentor silvarum, 360 nucleotides long. RefSeq lists its product as uncharacterized. Lineage: Eukaryota; Metazoa; Arthropoda; Arachnida; Ixodida; Ixodidae. The transcript is spliced from 4 exons. The coding region runs from base 1 to 360 and encodes 119 amino acids. The record is from RefSeq and is a predicted model, not a curated record. Gene Ontology annotation, cellular component: membrane.
AUGCGGCCCAACUUCAUCGUGAGCAUCACGCCGCAAGCCGUGAGCCUAGCUCCGGACCCGGAGAUCUGGAGCCAAGUGCACCUCCUAUGGCUGCUCUCGACGAUGGUGCCCAAGUUCCUGAUUGUCCCCGAUAUCAUUAUGGAGGCGUUGUCGGCGCCGUACCCGUUGAUCCUGCGGCACCGCACCCUCGGGCACUUCAUGAUAUGCAGCCUCAUGUUCAUCAUGAGUAUCGUCGGCUGCAGCAGCGGCGGCGCCAGCGUUGUUUCCGUAUUGGCCCACACACAGGACCAGGGCUUCCGCCUCCUGAUGGUCGUGCUUGAGACGGUGGUCAUCCUCCAGUUCUACGGUGAGCGAGCGUAA